Molecule: messenger RNA, 1104 nt
Organism: Psammomys obesus (fat sand rat)
Lineage: Eukaryota; Metazoa; Chordata; Mammalia; Rodentia; Muridae
Product: igE-binding protein-like
Exons: 1
Biological process (GO): viral process
Source: RefSeq, a predicted model, not a curated record
AUGUCAGAAACAGAACGGGAUAAAAGGUUAGGGGCCCUUAAAGAAAAAGAAAGAGACGUCUCUAAGAAAAAAGGCCCUUCUGUGGACGGUAAGUCCACAGACAGGAUAGACAAAGGAAAGGACGCCCUGGGAGAGAAAGGUGAAAAGGGAAAGAAAAACCCAAAAAAGAAGCCUCUUUAUCCAAUAAAAGAAUUGGAGGCUUUGGGGCUUGGUAGUUCUGAAUCUGAGGAGCUGAGUCCAUCUGAGGAAGAGGACUUAGAGGAGGAAGCGGCUCGCUUUGAGGAAGAGAGGUACCACCCUGAUGAGCAGCCGUUACCACCAAAUCGAGAGCAAAAGAGGGGAGGAGCUGGAAUUCGCGGGGCUUUCUCAUUGACCCCUAGUGCCCCUCCACCUUAUGUUGAGAGGCACGGUUUAGAUUCCUUCUUUUCGAAAAGGGAUAAAAGGAAGCUUUUGCAGGCCUUCCCUGUAUUUGAGGCUGCGGAAGGGGGCCAUGUUUAUGCAGCGGUAGAAUAUCCCCUUGUUAAAGAACUUGCUGAAUCGGUUAACAAAUACGGGGUAGCUACUAACUUUACAAUCAUGCAGCUUGAAAGACUUGCUAGCGUGGCCAUGACUCCAAAUGAUUGGCAAAAUACCAUAAAAGCUGCUCUCCCUAGUAUGGGACAGUACUUAGAAUGGAAAGCCUUGUGGCAUGAUGCUUCCCAAACUCAAGCAAGGGCCAAUGCCUAUGCAGAAGACAAUCAGCAGCAAUGGACCUUUGAUUUGCUAACGGGGCAAGGCCAGUUUGUUCAUAAUCAGACAAAUUAUGAUUAGGGGGCAUAUGGUCAGAUCUCUGCUGCCGCUAUUAAAGCAUGGAAAGCCCUUUCAAAGAAGGGCGAGGCCAGAGGACACCUAACAAAGAUUAUACAAGGCCCUCAGGAGCCAUUCUCAGAUUUUGUGGCCAGAAUGACAGAAGCAGCAGGUAGAAUAUUUGGAGAUCCAGAGCGAGUCAGGCCAAUGAUAGAACAGCUGGUAUAUGAAAAUGCUUCCCCAGAAUGUAAGACAGUCAUUACUCCUAAAAGGAACAAAGGGCUUACAGAUUGGAUAAAGAUCUGCCGAGGACUUUGA